Molecule: messenger RNA, 1360 nt
Organism: Ostrinia furnacalis (Asian corn borer)
Lineage: Eukaryota; Metazoa; Arthropoda; Insecta; Lepidoptera; Crambidae
Exons: 2
Coding region: 183-551 (122 amino acids)
Source: RefSeq, a predicted model, not a curated record
UUUCGUAAACCGCCUUCGCCGUACGUAAAUAUUGUGUUUAUAUCCAGUUGACUGCAGACCGUGUGAGAAACAAGUGACUGUCGGACGUCUUGGCCAGAAAGGACAUUUUGCGUGUCGAGUGCAAAGAAACAAGUGAAGAUCAUAACAGCAAGCCGCAUUAUCGUCAAAAUUAAACAAACACAAUGCAGAGGCACACAGCAAUCAUUUUGGUAUUAACGCUGAUUGCCCAAGCGUUAGGCGCUCCUCAGUCUAAGAAGAAAAUCGACGCACCCAGUACGAUCCGAAGUCCUGCAAACCUCUCCUUAAAAGAGCUAGAAUACAUUGUUGGAGUGAGAAGAGGAGAGCCUGUGCCACCUCCAAAGACGCUAACACCAUGUGCAAGAGCAAUUUUGGGAUGCUGUCAAAAGUCAGUCAUGAACGAAAGCUGUUCUGAAGCUUUGAACUGUGGAGCCUACUUCUUCGAUGCCAACCCGUGUAGUGAAAAAUAUGUAUUAGAUGCUCUAAACGCAGCCAGAACUUUUUAUGACCAGUUCAAUUUGAAUAAUGUUUAAGCAUAAUUUAGGAAUAUCGAAUUAAAUUAUUAACUUUUCACUUAACAAAAACUUCGGAUAGCUUGACUAUGUGACUACUGACUAUGUACCGGACAAACACAUUUCAAUUUCAAUAGAUGGAAGUUACAUUAUUUGUUAGAGAUAAACUUUUUUUGUUGGUAGAUGAACUAUGAUACUUGAGAGUUACUUAAAAGUAUUAAGAAAAACCUAGAUUGUUGAUCUCAACUUUUUAUGGUAUUCAACAUAAUUUAAGUGCUUAAAUAAUGAGACUCUUAACAUUAAGAUGACUGAAGCAAUGUGAUCAACUAAUGUGAAAUAACACGAUGUCUUUAGAGAAAUGUGUUUCUUUGUCUUAAGUAGUUUUGAAAAAAUGUUUCUCAUGUGCCUGACCUAAAAUACCUAGAAUAACCUUCUUUUAAGUUAAUUUGCCGCUAAUUCUAACUGGGUAAGUAGUUUUGUUUUUCAUUGAGACUUACCGUCACCAUUACUGUACGUAUGUUUAUUGCAAAAUAGUGCCUAAUUACAUAUACAAGUUAUAACAGUCUUUAACUAAGGCUGAGUUGCAUCAUCUAAGUUUAACGGUAACUAUGACGAUAACCGGUGCUUUUUGUAAGGAGUUUGACAGAUUUUUGACGUCUGUCAAAGUUAAAUUAUGAUGGUGCAACCCAGCCUGUGUUGUCUGUAAGACAAAGUGUUGCCAACACAAAGAAACAAACUUCAAGAGAUUAUUCACGCCUCAUGUAACCGACUUUAGCAAAGUUGAAGUUUUCCUUUACAAUUAUUUACACUAGAUUAGACGUCUGGUAUUA